Messenger RNA from Punica granatum (pomegranate), 2587 nucleotides. Lineage: Eukaryota; Viridiplantae; Streptophyta; Magnoliopsida; Myrtales; Lythraceae. The record is from RefSeq and is a predicted model, not a curated record.
GCAGCUGUUGUUGGCUUAUUUGGAUCUCAGAUCUCUCUCUCGUGAGCUUCUGAGUUCUCCCUUCUUGUUCUGUCCCGGCCCCUCCGAUCCUCCUCCGAUCGCCUUCCGGCGCUCAAAUCGGGCUUACCGCGGAUUCUGCUGCGAUCUCGAAUUUAGAGAUUUUGCGGCUGCGCGAUUGAGAGAGAUGUCGCGGUGCUUUCCCUACCCUCCGCCUGGGUACGCGAGGAACGGGGUCCGCGAUGAGGCAUUGAUCGAAUCGAUCAAGAAAGAAGCAGAAAAGGCUCAGAAAGAAAGAAAAGAAGAGAAGAAGCGAAGGAAGAGGGAAAAGGAGAAGGCCCGGGAAGAAGGUGAAACCAGUGAGAAGAAGAAGCAUCAUCACAAGAGAAAGCACAGGGAUGGAAGGAGCCAAGAAGAAGAUGACACAAGAGGAGACCAUAACAAGAAACAAAGGGUCAACUCUAAACACGCUGAGAAGAGCAACCUCACGGAAGAGCAUGGGCAGCCUGUCAGUUCCCAGAACUCCACCGACAGCACCCUUAAUAGCAGCAAAGGGCAAGAAACCCCUACAAGCUUAGGCAUGGAGGGGAGGCAGAGAUCUGCGAGCAUUAUCCGGAUCCAGUUGCCCCUGCAAAGGCAGAAAGAUCCCGAUGUGUUGCCCAACAAGGAACAACCUUGUUCUUCUGCCCCAGGAAGGACCAUGAACAAUGGCUUCUUGGCUGCUUCUCAAAAUUGUGGGACUGUUCCUCAGACUAGUUGGGAAAGGGUGGUGCCAGAGAAGCCCUGCUCAACUUCUUCCAUCAAGGGCCGUGAAUCUGCUGCUCCAGGAAAGACCAUUAGCAAUGCCUCCAUGGCGGCUUCUCGGAAUGGUGAUGACAGGGCACGGCCCGAGAAGCCCUCUUCGACUUCUUUGAAGGGCCAAGAAUCUUCUGCUCCAGGAAGGACCAGUGGCCGUGCCUCCUUGGCUGCUUCUCAGAUGCGCGGAACUGGUCCUCAGACUAGUUCAGAUGGGGUCUGCUUUACUUCUUCCCUCAAGAGCCGAGAAUCUUCCGCUCCAGGAAAGACCAAGAGCAACGCCUCCUUGGCUGCUUCUCAAAUGUGUGGGACUGUUCCUCGGACUAGUGGGGCCAGGACAGGGCAGGAGAAGUCUUUUGGCCCAUUAAAGACCAUUAGCAGUGCUUCAUUGUCUGCUCCUCAAGUAUGUGGCAUUGUUCCUCGGAAUAGUAGUGGGCACAGGACAGGGAGUGCUUCUCGAACUAGUGAGGACAGGACAGGGCAAGAGCAGUCUUCUAUCCCAGGAAGGACCAUUAGUGAAGCAUCUUUGGCUGCUCCCCAUAUACAUGGCUCUACUGAUCGGACUAGUGGGGACAAGACAAAACCAGAGCAACCGUGUUCUCCUCUGGCAGGUCAAGAUUCUUCUGCCCUUAAGGUCGGUAAAGAAGAAAAUGACCUGCGUCUUUCUUCUGGAGCAGCGACAGAAACAUCUGCUGAUAGAGCUGAAGCAAGUUCUGCAUUGAUCACGCAUAGGGCUCGCCCUUCUUCAUCUGAGCUCAAGUAUGCAAAGCUGGUGGAGAAUUGGGUUCCACCUACCUUCGUGAAUGGGCCUGAGGGGGAUCUUGAUGAUCAAGAAUGGCUUUUACAAAGGAAGCAGGAGGAUCACAGUGGUGCAAAGGAGGAGAGCAAAGUCGAGAAUGGCAGGCUUGCAUUUACUCAUGGUAGUAGCCUAGGGCCGUGGCCUCGUGUCUGCCUCUUGCCCGAGGCUGAUAUAUAUGCUCUACCUUAUACGGUCCCAUAUUGAGAUGGCCUCUCAAGUAAGUAAAACAUGUCUGGUGCGGGUCCGCUUCAUAGUAAGAGCUCCUUUUGUAUUUGCGUUCUUGGAGGCUACUCAUGUAUUGAUGGGCCGGACAUCUUUUGUGGGAGAAUGUUCGGUGCUGUGGAUGGAGUACCGUUUAAAAUAAGAAGCUUCCACGGGAGAAGAAAGGCCAAGAAAAGAAACUGCUGGGCACAGGCCAAAAACAAAAAAAAUGGAAAGAUAGUUUAUAUAGUCUGAGCUAAUAAGCAAGUUUGCCACCGGGCUCACAUAGAGCUCGCGCUUCUUCGUAUGAGCUGAAGUAUUUGAAGUUGGUGACUUCCGUCUUGAAAGGGCCCAAGAAAGAUCUUGAUGAUCAUCAAGUAUAGCUUUCCCAAAGACUGCGGGAGGAUCACAACAACACGGAUGUGCAGAGCAAAGUCGAGAAUGGCAGACUUGCAUUUACUGAUGGUAGCAACCUGUUGGCGAUGCUUCUUGUCAAUCUCACCCGAGGCUGCUAUAUGCAGUUUUGUACUGAGAUGGCCCCUGAUCUCUCCUAAGUGAAAGUACUACAACUGAUUGUUUUUAAACCGUUUUAUGUGGGUAUGCGUCACGUUUGUAUCGAUGGGUCGGAUAUUUUUUUGCGGGAGAAAGUUGGUUGUGAAUAGAGUUGAAAGUAAGAAGCUUCCUCUCAGAUGGGAAGAAAAAGGCCAAAAAUAAGGCCAAAAAAAAGGAAAAUCAAUGAAUUGUUGUAAACGGGAAAAGGAAAUUUAAUGCAAAAAGUAGUUUAUAAUUUAGUCU